AUGGUAUACGACUGGGAGGGCAAGAGAGAAAUAUGCUAUCAGAUGUACAUCAAAGAUAAAAAAGCGCUAGAGGAAAUUAUGGAAUACAUGCGAAAUGUAUAUCAAUUCUCACCCAGUAAGCGCGCCUUUCAGACUCAGUUUAAGCGAUGGGGCUUUCCUUCCAAACAGAACCCGGCCCACAAAAAUGCUGAGCUUGUCGCUCGCAUCAAACAACUUUGGGAGCGGAAUACAAGCCAACGGGACAUGCUGCGCGUCUUGAAUGAAGAAGGCUUUGAGAUUAAAGAAAGAGAAUUGAUGCGAGUACGCGCGAAGAAUCGCUGGCUACUCCGUGUUCCCAAUGGAAUGAAGUCGCAAGCAACUAUCCGACCAUCUGUGCAGCUACCAGAAGACGAGGGACUACUGGCACUCCAACAGGAAGUUUACAAGACUGCAGAACCCUACUACGACGCUCAGAAUCUUCCUGCCGAUUCAUCGGUCAUGCGGCCUCCAUCGCCUAGCUUAUCAGCUGAUGUACUCGCGAAGCGUCAAGAGAGACUUGAACGCUUGAAAGCGGAGAGUGCUGAACGUUGGGCUUCCAGGAAACGGCGUCGGCGCACCAGGGAAUGGGCUGGACUACCAGCCGACCCGCCUGGGCCACCUCGCUUUCCUUCUGAGACCACAAUCGAUGAGAGUAAGAAAUACCUGAGCCUAGACAAUUCUAGUUACCGUCAAAUAAGAGAUCAGUUUCAAAGGAUAUGUGAAGAGGCAGGGUUUAUCAAGAAAACUGUUGCUGGACCUGAAAGAUGGCAGGAAGCAAAAAACAGACUAAUACAAGAGUCUGAACAUCUUCAGCGGGUAUUCUGGGAAGAUCCCAAUCGGCUGGAUGCCAAAGCCCUCGCUCUCGAUGUCGUUUGUACAGAUGUCACUAAACGGAUGAGGACAUUAGAAAGGCGAAUGACAAUCGCGGAAGCUAAAAACGCCCUUGGGAUCAAUCCCGAAGAAAGCCGCCAAAUUCGCAACGCAUUUUACAAUACACUAAAAGCGGCUCAUUUUACUAGCAAGUUGGAGGCUGGUGACGAGCAUUGGAAGCAACUGAAGGAGAGUUGGAUUCGAGACACUGAGUUGCUGCAACGCAUCCUUGCCCCUGGCUCGGCGGAUCCGGAGCAUGCUACGAAAUUGAAAGCUCUCGAAGUGCUCUGUCGCGAUGUUAUGAAGCGACUUCGUGAUGACCAAACCAAACGAGAUCCCUCUCGGAAGAAGUCUAUUACUCGCACCAAUAUUUCAAGUCCAGACGCUGCUGGCACCCAUGACAAUAGUGCAUUCGGCAGCAUUACUAAUGGAAUCAGCACGCUUGCGUCGCAAGCUCUCGCCAGCGCCCCGAUGACAUCGGGCGACUUAAGUGACAUGCAAAUAGAUCCCUCGCUUCUGCAAGCGGCAAAUGAUACCUCGUUUGCCUCAGCAACUCAUGAUACUGGGAAUCCUUUUGGAUAUGUUGACCCUAUUCUAGAUUCAACUUCGCUGCAAGUGCCGAUCUAUGUGCGAACCUAUCCUCCAAACCAGGUUCACGAGUCUAAGACCAGCGUCGAGAAACUAGCAACAAAAUCCGUCACCGAGUUACGCCAGCUAGUUGUUUCUAGGUAUCCUGGUUCCAUCGUUACCAAGAUUCAGGGAAUCGAUCAGGAUGAGCAUGGAAACGAAGUCACUUUCAACAUCCAUGACGAUAAUGAACUCGACGCUUAUUUAACGCAUGUACAUGGGCGGAGAGCAUACAUUGUCUGUCGCCUAGCUUAG
Messenger RNA from Aspergillus fischeri NRRL 181, 1770 nucleotides. Its product is annotated as Clr5 domain-containing protein. NCBI's taxonomy places the organism in Eukaryota, Fungi, Ascomycota, Eurotiomycetes, Eurotiales, Aspergillaceae. Bases 1 to 1770 code for a protein of 589 amino acids. The transcript is spliced from 2 exons. The record is from RefSeq and is a predicted model, not a curated record.